CGCCUGCGGCGGCGACGUGCCCCCGCCUCUAGGCUCCCGCUCAGCGCGCAAGUGAGAAGCUGCCUGUGGCGCGGCGCACGCUCCGGUGGCUCCCGGCUUGCGCGCAAAACUUCCACCCAGUCGGUGCCGGGCGGCAGCUGCCCUAGAGAGGGGACCAGGCUGCGGGGACCUGCGGAGGGACGCCCGGCGCGCGCGCUUUCUCUUUUCUUCUGCCUGGCCCGCCGCUCGGCCGCCCUCCGGGACUUUGCCUCCUCUCCUUUCCUCCUCCCCCCUCGCAGCCGGCUCCCCCACCCCGCCCUGUUUCUCCCCCACUGGUGUAAGCUAUUUGUUAGGGGUGGCCGAAAGGGAUGUCCUGUUUUCACCAGAGACACAGCGCGAAGGGAAAACUUAGGCACUGGAAAGAACGAGAGUGAAUACCCAGACUGGACCCGCGGAUUAGGGGCUGGGACAGACCCUGAACUUCAGGAGCCCAAGGCGGUCCAGGCCGCCAGAGAUAGUCAAUCUUGAAUACAAGGAAGCUGCUUCUACGUGGGAGUGGCAAGAGAAGUGAGGGAACCACAUGGAAGACACCCAGGACCUAAAUGAGCAAUCAGUAAAGAAAACGUGCCCAGAAUCCGAUGUUUCAGAACCUCAGAAUUCCAGAUCUAUGGAAAUGCAAGACCUAGCGAGUCCCCACGCCUUGGUUGGAGGCAGUGAUACACCUGGGGGCUCCAAGCUGGAUAAAUCCAGUCUCAACAGCACUUCAGUCACGACAAAUGGGACAGGAGUGUCUCUCCUUGCAGUCAAAACAGAGCCCUUGAACAGCAAUGAAACCUCUACCACGACUGGAGAUGGAGCGCUUGACACUUUUACUGGGUCAGUAAUAACGAGUAGCGGCUACAGCCCCAGAUCAGCGCAUCAGUAUUCCCCACAGCUGUAUCCUUCGAAGCCCUAUCCACACAUUCUUUCUACACCAGCAGCUCAAACAAUGUCGGCCUAUGCAGGCCAGACUCAGUAUUCGGGAAUGCAGCAGCCAGCUGUCUACACAGCCUACUCACAGACAGGACAGCCCUACAGCCUGCCUGCUUACGAUCUUGGUGUGAUGUUGCCAGCCAUCAAGACAGAAAGUGGGCUUUCCCAAACUCAGUCUCCAUUACAGAGUGGCUGCCUCAGUUACAGCCCUGGGUUUUCUACCCCACAGCCAGGCCAGACGCCUUAUUCUUACCAAAUGCCAGGCUCCAGUUUUGCACCAUCGUCUACUAUUUAUGCAAAUAAUUCCGUUUCUAAUUCAACAAAUUUCAGUGGCUCACAACAGGAUUACCCAUCCUACACAGCCUUUGGCCAAAACCAAUAUGCUCAGUAUUACUCAGCGUCCACCUACGGGGCAUAUAUGACAUCAAACAACACAGCUGAUGGCACAUCAUCGUCAACCUCAACUUACCAGCUGCAGGAAUCUCUCCCAGGACUGACUAGCCAGCCAGGUACAGAUCUUCACCCAGGAGAAUUUGAUACAGUGCAGAGCCCUUCCACACCCAUCAAAGAUCUUGAUGACAGAACAUGUAGAAGUUCUGGGUCAAAGUCUCGAGGAAGAGGCCGGAAAAAUAAUCCCUCCCCACCACCGGACAGUGACCUGGAGCGUGUGUUCGUCUGGGACUUGGAUGAGACCAUCAUUGUCUUCCACUCUCUCCUCACUGGAUCUUAUGCACAGAAGUAUGGCAAGGACCCCCCAAUGGCUGUGACCCUCGGGCUACGAAUGGAGGAAAUGAUCUUUAAUCUUGCUGAUACACAUUUGUUUUUUAAUGAUUUAGAGGAAUGUGAUCAAGUUCACAUAGAUGAUGUUUCCUCAGAUGACAACGGUCAGGACCUAAGUACCUACAGUUUUGCAACUGAUGGCUUCCAUGCAGCUGCAAGUAGUGCGAACCUUUGUUUGCCAACAGGUGUGAGAGGAGGAGUGGACUGGAUGAGGAAGUUGGCUUUCCGUUACAGAAGAGUAAAGGAAUUAUAUAACACCUACAAGAACAAUGUCGGAGGACUCCUUGGCCCAGCCAAGAGGGAUGCGUGGCUGCAAUUAAGGGCAGAGAUUGAAGGCCUAACAGAUUCCUGGCUAACAAAUGCACUUAAAUCUUUAUCAAUUAUUAGUACUAGGAGUAACUGUGUAAAUGUCUUGGUAACGACAACGCAGCUGAUCCCUGCUCUGGCGAAGGUCCUGCUCUACAGCCUAGGAGGUGCUUUUCCCAUUGAGAACAUUUACAGUGCGACUAAAAUAGGAAAAGAAAGUUGCUUUGAACGAAUAAUGCAAAGGUUUGGCAGAAAAGUAGUAUAUGUUGUAAUUGGGGAUGGUGUAGAAGAAGAGCAGGCAGCGAAAAAGCACAACAUGCCCUUUUGGAGGAUAUCAAGCCACUCGGACCUCUUGGCUCUACAUCAAGCACUGGAAUUAGAGUAUUUGUAACUGUAUUCUCUAGAUGGGGAUCCAUUUUUUUUAUAUUUCAAGUACACUGAAUUUUUAUGUGUGAUCCAAUGCCGCUGGCUUCUUCUACACAUAUAAAUGGUCUUAAAGGAUGAAAUCAAACUUGGAAUGAAAACUCCAGAGUGAAGAAUUCAGGUUGCUGAAUGGAAUUAAACUUUAGUGCUACAGCAAGGAAACUCUAUGGUCUUAUUAUCUUUACAAUACUUUCAUGGUUUAAAAAAAUCUGUGGAGGUUGCUGACACACACCAAAUGAGUCCUAACUGGAAUUAACAGCUUUAGUAAAGAACUCAAACCCUCCCGAACAACAGCACCUGUUCUGCCUCUGACAAGGUGAUCGAAAACAUUCCUCAAAAUGGGAGUUCUUCUCAACCCUGAGGUUUGAAUCUGACUUUUAGCCUACCUAGCCCAGAAAAUCUGAAUCUGAAUGCACUCAGACUGUAUAAUGACAGUCCUAUCUAGACCUGUAAUUUGUGUAAAUUAUUGAUGGAAAUAAUUUACUGUGACUUUAUUAGCAGCUGAAUCUGAAAGUGGAUGCAAUUUUUCUUUUAUUUGUCGGGGUGGGAAGAGGGCUGGGGAAAUGGGAAUAUAAUAUUGUCUCUUUUUUAAGUUUGGCAGAGAGAAUGUUCAUACUGAUGUGUUGUGCCUUAAAGACAAGACAGCAUUUGUGUGUUACAGUGUAACUUUGGUUAAAGUCUCUGUAGAUAAUGAAAGACAAAAACAAACAAACUAAAAAAAAAACAAACCUACAAGCAAAUCAAAAACCUUUGUAAUAAUUCUUCACAUGACCAAAUUUAAAAUUUAUAAGCUAUCACUUUAAUACUGAAUCGAAAGCAAACUGAGCAUUUUUUUAGAAUGAGAAAUAAACAAUAAUAAUACAACAAAGGGUUCUGAAUGAUUCCAGUAAUCAAUAAGAGUCAGCUAUCUGAACAAGCAAUCAAAAGCAAAAGGUUUGGGAAACAGUGGGUUCUUUGUUUAGAAAGUGAAAUAUAUGUUGGAGUCUCAAGUAUCCUUUCUUACAGUUUUCUGGAAGAAAACUAAGAGCCAUAUUCAUGUCAGUUUUCCCAAUUUUAGUUUAAGAUUCUCGUUAUAUAUAAAUUGCCUAGAGGAAGAUAUUAUGGUGCAAAUUAUUAGCAAAUAUUAUUCAAGUCAUUUUUAGAAUAUGCUAUGAAUAUAGUUUUAAACACACACUGAGUAGACACAACAAAGUACAUUUGUCUUCCAUGCCAUUGCAAAAGCAAGUACCAUCAGUGAUAAAAGGCAGGUAUACCAGAUAGUUGCCAAGGGGAAAAACACUGAGUCUGUGAAAUUUCUUUUAUAUAAUAUUAUCACAAAUUAAUUAUCAAACAAGCUAGAUCUUGACAGCAUCACCAGAUCUCAACAGUAAAAGUGAUUAGCUCUCCUUGGAACACAUUAGUCCAGGGUCUCCCCAUUUACAGACAGGAAUAUGUUGGUGUCCUUUUAAUAUGAUCGCUGAACAAUUCCUGCAUUCAAUUGCUGGGAGAGCCUGCCAUCAUUGCGUCUGCAUGUCUUUUUGUUUUAUUGAUGUAUAGCCCAUGUUGGUAACAUGAUAUAGAUUCUCUCAUUGGUUAUGACAUGGUUUGCCUCAUGGACAUUUAAGACUUUAAGAAGUAAAGUAUUCUAAUGUUAUGAAUACCUGAAGCUCUAUGUUCUGAAUGGCAUCAGAUGAACCCAAGAUUCCAGCAGUUAGUCAGUGCCCCUAAUCUGAGGCUGGUUUAUGAUAGACCAUCACCUGAGACUUCUGCAGUUUAAGUAAGACCAAUACUUUCCUCUAGAGAGCAUUUGAUAAGGCCCUGUUUAGGGUAGAAAAAUAAUGAGAUAAUUCUGCAUAAGACAGAGACUCCCUACAUGAUCCUUACUUUUUACAUGUUGUGGCUUUUGGUUACCCUUUCCCAUAAUGCUACCGUGGCAAAUUAUGACUGGAAUAUUUUAAUCCUAAUAAUAUUAAUAAUGUAAUAAUUUUACACUUCUGCUGGUCUUCAGCUUCAUAUGGUUAAAAGGUUAAAGACUAUUUUUUUAUUACCAGUACUCAUUUGUGCACUUAAACCCUAAAUUUUUAUUACUAUGACUAAAACAAAGUUCAUUGGGCACACAGCCAGUCUCUUCGUGGAAUGACUUAUGGCCCUGCAUCAAGAGUAAUGUUUCAUUUUGAAAUCUGAUGAACAAGGCUUCAACACAGCUCCACUUAAGGGUCAGACAGACUCACCUUUUGCAAAGAAUACAAGGGCUGGCUGCUGGUAUCCUCCACGAUACUUCUCAUGCAUCUCCCCCCCCCACACUGUCCUGCAAAUAUGUGUAUAGGGGAGACAGCUAGUAUAACACCUACAAGUGAGGUUGAUGGAAAACAGAUUGUCUACCCAACAUAGCAAUGGUGGCAGUCAAAAAGUCAGCCAUGGGUCCUGCUUGGUCAUGUGACUUCGAGUGGGUUCAAAGUACAACUCUUCCCUUCCCACCUUAGGAUAGAAACAUCCUCUUUCUUCCUGAAAAAAAAAAAACAAAACAAAACAUCAGCCAACCAGCAAUAAAGAAAACCAGUCCCAUAGGCAGUUCCUACAUUCUGUUUUUAUGUAGAAUAUUGUGCCUUGUUGUAAAUGAGUCUGAAAACUGUUCUCCAAUUCAAAUGGGGUUUGGGCUAUUACAUACUCAUAUUAGAAAAAAAUAACUGCUUUAUAUUGCACCUUAAAAAUAUCAAGACCCUAUAACUUGAGUAAUAAAAUAGAUGGCCUGACUACAAAUAUCAUAGCAUAUAUUUAAGAUGAUAAAACCUUGAGGAAAUGUGUCAAUCCAAUUCAGAGGUUAAAAAAAUAAGAUUUUAAGAUUGUAUGAUCUGUGCACAAAAAUAGGUACUGUCUGGUGAGCGAAGAUCAAAAUAGCUUCAACUGCAUGCCCUACUGUGAAGUUUUAAUGAAGCCUACUUGUUUGUGACAAACCUACAUUCUCAGCAAAUAUGGUGUUUAGUAUUUCUUUUCAACACAAACAUAAGCCAUCAUGAGCCAAAGUUGCAUUUUGACUCCAAAUUAUGGUGGUGUUGUAGGGAUCUCACAGUCAGAGUCAAGGGUUUCUGUUAUGUAUUAGUAAAGUUAUAGAUUAUUGGAGCCUACAUAAUUUAAAGAAAUGUAAAUUAAUAUUAAAAGCUUGUAAAAAAUAUGUACAUCUUUACUAUUUCUCAAUAAAUACCUUUGCAACUGUU
Molecule: messenger RNA, 5654 nt
Organism: Mesocricetus auratus (golden hamster)
Lineage: Eukaryota; Metazoa; Chordata; Mammalia; Rodentia; Cricetidae
Gene: Eya4
Product: EYA transcriptional coactivator and phosphatase 4
Exons: 19
Coding region: 560-2428 (622 amino acids)
Biological process (GO): cell differentiation; multicellular organism development; positive regulation of DNA repair
Cellular component (GO): nucleus
Molecular function (GO): protein tyrosine phosphatase activity
Source: RefSeq, a predicted model, not a curated record